AAACACUGGGCAAAACUUGUAAUGAGUUCUACUGAGAAAGCUGAUAUUACACACUCUGUGGAACUUUCUUUAAAGAUUUCUGGAAAGACCUAAUGUGACUGAGAAGGCAAGCUGACUAUGUUUCAGAACAAUACUGAAUAAUACACUGCUGGUACAAUCUGUUAUUUACAGCUGACAACAACAGCCACCUUGGGCUAUUGUGUUUGUUACAUUCCAGAAAGAUCAGAAAAGUUCACGCUAUCAAAAUAUUCUAUAAAACUGGGUGCAGUGUUUCUGCGAGUCAAAAUGGCAUCCUUUAAGCUUCAUUUCAUUAUAAUAACCGUAUGAUUUUACUUUAAAUUGUGAUCAUUUAAGAACUUCAGAAAACAUGCAAUGCCUAUUGUUUAGUACACUAAUAGCUGUUCAGUCCAAAUGCAUUCAUUCGGUUACAUCCCUAACACACGCACACACACACACACACACACUCGCACGCACGCACACACACUCGCACGCACGCACACACACACACACACACACACAGAUAUUCUGGUGAGGUGUGUAAUUCUGGUUUUUCCACAAGCCAGUGUUAAAACAUAGGCACAGACACACACCCCUGCUCAUUCUCACCUGUAGAAGUUAGAAGUGUGGACACACACACACACACACACACACACACACACACACACCAUGGCGAGUGUCGGGAUGCUGCCGAGUGGACUGGCAAUCUGCUGCUCCCUCCCUGAUAUUCUCUUCCUACCUGAACUCGUAUUUGGAGGCUUGGUGUGGAUUUUAGUAGCGUGUACUAAAGUGGUUCCUGAUAACCCCCAGGCGUACGUCAUGGCCGUGUCGCUGUUCUGCUUCAUCGGCACCUUCAUCUGGAUGAUGAUGUUCCUGUGUGGAGCUCAUCACAACCGAUCCUCCUGGACCACUGCAGACAUGGUGUAUCACAGUACAGCUGCUCUGCUGUAUCUCAGUGCUUCAGUGCUCUUGGCGUACGUCACCGUCGUUAUCAGCCCCUUCAAUCAGGUCGACUUCACUCCCUACAAACUCAACGUCUCUGCAGUGGUGUUCUCCUUCUGGGCCACACUGCAGUACAUUGUACAUGCUGCUUUCUCAGCCAUCAGAUGGAAAUCUUAUUAAAACACAGAUGAUUCUGUACUCUGUGUGUGUAUGUUUGCGUGUGCGCGUGAAGGUGCGUGUGUGAGCGUGAAUGUGUGUAUGUUUGUGUGUGUGCAUGAAUGUGUUUGUGUGUUUGCGUGUGUGCAUGAAUGUGUUUGUGUGUUUGCAUGUGUGCAUGAAUGUGUUUGUGUGUGUGUGUUUGUGUGUGUGUGUGCAUGAAUGUGUGAAAGUUUGUGUGUAAUUUGUUGAAAUAAUCUAAUGGUGCACAUCAGGAAAAAAUAAAAAGUCUAAAACAGGAGUGUGUUGUUUUUGCCAGAAUUUAGCUGAGGAGAACGUUGUGUGUUGUGAUCUACUGUACUGAUUCAAGUCUUUUGCAUGUCUGUUGUAAUGAAUCGCACGUUUUUAAUGAUUUAAUGAUUCUGAAUGAUGUUAUUAUCACACAAACAAAACCAAACAAAAGACCAAUACACAUGGUUCAAUCUUUUGUUUGGUUUUGUUCAUUGGAGUCGUUUGAGUCGUUUACAAUGAACAGAUUAUUAGUGAAUCGCCUGUGAAUACAGGAGUGUGCUCUUGCUCCGUACAUUUAUUACAUUUUACACACACACACACACACACACACACAUACACACACACACAGAGCAAACACCAAGGGAAUGUGCAGUUCAGUUCUUAUACUUUUUUAUUUAAUUUCAAAACAGGUUUAUGAACGAGUGAGAAAGACUCUCUGUAAAUUAAUUAUUAAAGUAAAAUAUAAAGUAAUUAUUAUUAUUAUUAUUAUUAUUAUUGUUUUUUAUUUCCAUUAUUAUUAUGAUUAUUAUUCUGUGUGUGUGUUAGUGUUGAUCUUUGCGAAUGUACGACAUGAAGCUUGUUCAGGAAUUUCAGUUAUUUUUGUUCACUUCACACCUUACACACACUCGGACAUGUUUACGGACAGCAUUCCUCUGUGUGUGUGUGUGUGUGUGUGUGUGUGAUUUUCUCACACAAUAAAAACAGGAAAAUCUUCUUUCGUGCGUUGUUUUAAGGAUGUGAUUCCUCACUCUGAAAUGUGCAUCGUGUACAUCUCAAUGCAGUGCAAUGACUUCUGGGUAAAUUGUGCUUCUGAAGUGUUGAUCAGUUUUUAAUAAAGUUCACUUCUGCCUGA
Molecule: messenger RNA, 2239 nt
Organism: Pangasianodon hypophthalmus (striped catfish)
Lineage: Eukaryota; Metazoa; Chordata; Actinopteri; Siluriformes; Pangasiidae
Product: myelin and lymphocyte protein-like
Exons: 4
Coding region: 667-1119 (150 amino acids)
Biological process (GO): myelination
Cellular component (GO): membrane
Molecular function (GO): structural constituent of myelin sheath
Source: RefSeq, a predicted model, not a curated record